Molecule: messenger RNA, 892 nt
Organism: Culex pipiens pallens (northern house mosquito)
Lineage: Eukaryota; Metazoa; Arthropoda; Insecta; Diptera; Culicidae
Product: trypsin-7-like
Exons: 4
Coding region: 32-859 (275 amino acids)
Biological process (GO): proteolysis
Molecular function (GO): serine-type endopeptidase activity
Source: RefSeq, a predicted model, not a curated record
CGUUUCAUUCAGUUGUUGAGCCGUGACCAGGAUGAAGGUAUUCGUAGUGCUAGCGCUUUGCUUGGUGGCAGUCAUUGCCGGUCCUGAAGAGGACAUCUGGCUACAGUACAACCGUCGUAUGCCCGGAGCAUAUCACACCUCGAAACCAAUUGAGCGGGAGCCUGUGCGUGGUCGUAUCGUCGGAGGAGUUGACGCUGAAAUCGAGGACUUCCCCUAUCAGCUGUCGCUGCGUCGUAAUGGAGCUCACAGCUGUGGUGCCUCAGUUAUCUCCGAGCAGUGGGCUUUGUCUGCUGCUCACUGUACCUACCCGAUUCCGAACUUGGCCAUUAUGAGUAUGCGAGGAGGAUCGGCCAACCGUCAUGAGGGAGGACAACUAUUUACCAUCGAUCGCAUUGAAAACCAUCCUCAGUACGAUGAUUGGAAUCUUGAAAAUGACGUCAGCGUUCUGCACACCGUUCAGCAACUGGUCGGAGCUAACAUCCAGCCGAUUCAACUGGUUCCUGCUGAAACAUACUACCCACAUGGAACUCGUGCCGUGCUGUCUGGAUGGGGUCUAACCAGCGUGCCCGGAAGUCUGCCAACCAUUUUGCAGAGUGUAGAUAUUCCAGUGAUUGAUGCCGCUACUUGCAGUGCUGGAUGGCCAGCGGGCUGGAUUACUGAUGAUAUGCUGUGCGCCAGUGAGCCAGGCCGUGAUGCGUGCAACGGAGACAGUGGUGGUCCGCUGGUCACCGGAGGUCGCCAGAUUGGUAUUGUUUCCUGGGGCUCAACCAACUGCCUCGGAAACGAGCCGGGAGUUUACGCUCGCGUUGCUCUUCCUCGUCUGCGUAACUGGAUCACCGAAGUUACUGGAGUUAACUAAAUUAGUUAGAAUAAUAAAAUUUAAUAAAAUUUG